Kuraishia capsulata CBS 1993 is the source of this 2169-nucleotide messenger RNA. RefSeq lists its product as uncharacterized. Gene Ontology annotation, biological process: DNA-templated transcription; positive regulation of transcription from RNA polymerase II promoter by galactose. Gene Ontology annotation, molecular function: RNA polymerase II cis-regulatory region sequence-specific DNA binding; DNA-binding transcription factor activity, RNA polymerase II-specific; zinc ion binding. NCBI's taxonomy places the organism in Eukaryota, Fungi, Ascomycota, Pichiomycetes, Pichiales, Pichiaceae. The transcript has a single exon. The coding region runs from base 1 to 2169 and encodes 722 amino acids. Gene Ontology annotation, cellular component: nucleus. The record is from RefSeq and is a predicted model, not a curated record.
AUGCAGCAGGACCUCAAGAGAAAACGUAUACCAACAGCCUGUGAGAAUUGCAGGAAUCGUAAGGUGGGAUGCGACGGAGCACUGCCGACUUGUCGGCGUUGCGCAAAGAGGCAGGAAACUUGUGAAUACUUACAGAGACCGAAUAAGCUAAGUAUGGCUUACGUGAAGGAGCUUGAGAAGAAGUUGGGAAUAGUUGAUGAUAGCGUGAUUCAAACAAAAAGUAUAGACUCUCAUGCUUCGAGUGAGCUCAGCAGGUCUGAGUUUUCUUUGGCGAACUCCUUGAAAGGCACACCCCCUUCUGCCAUUGGAAGCGAUUCUGGAGCGGUGACGUCUCCAACGAAUCUUAGGACUUCGCUUUGGUAUAUAGUGGAAAAGGGAAAUGGCACAACUGCUCCAGAGGUGCGAGAGCGUUCCAAAGACACAAACAGCGUCGCAGAGGGCAAGGAAGAUUCCUUACAUAUUGAUGCUAUGGGUGCGGACAGCAAUAUUCUGAAAGGGCAGGAGGUGACAAAAGAGUUCUAUGGAAGUUCUGCAGCUAUGUCGUUUAUGAGGGUACUUUCUGGGUCGAUGGACAGUCAAAUGCAAUCGGGCCAUGCAAACAUAUGCAAGAAUAGGCAGACAAAAUAUCGCCUAAGCGGUUACAAAGGAACAAUUUCAAAUCAAGAGACUUGGGUUUUUCCUCCAAGGUCAAUAGCCGACAGGUAUGUCGAGAGGUACUUCCGUUAUGUUUAUCCUCUCUAUCCCUUUGUCCAUAAAACUUCGUUUAUGUCUGUCUAUGAGGAGAUAUGGACUAGCAAUGGGACCAAAGCUGAAGAGAGUGACCUUUUCUAUUGCAUAGUGAAUUUGAUUUUUGCAUUGGGAUGCCAUCAUAACGUCGAGGCAUUCUUCGAUGCCGAAUCACCUUCGUCGCAAGAAAAAGAAGGCAAUGCAGAAGCGGCUCUGGUUUACUUUGAAAGAUCACAGAAAUAUUUGACUUUUGAGAUCAUGGAGAAAGGAUCGCUUCUUUUGAUACAGACAUUACUACUCAGAGGUCAAUAUUUACAAGCAACUUAUCGAGCAGAAGGGUGCUGGAACACUAUUGGACUGGCCAUCAGAGUUGCUCAAGGUUUGGGGCUCCACAUGAACUAUAACGUGGCAUCGAAAGGGAGCUUCAUUGAGCAAGAGGUAUGCAAACGAGUUUGGCAUGGGUGUCUAAUGAUGGACCGAAUUGUUUCGAUGACAUUUGGACGUCCCUUGAUGGUGACAUCACCAGGAAACGUCGACCUACCCCUUGCCGUAGACGACGAGCUGAUUACGGACACAGAAAUCAAAGUAUCUAACCCAGACGACAAGUGUGAAUUGCGCUUCUUUUUGGAGUCGCUGAAACUGUUCGGCAUACUUUCUGAGAUUUUGCAAAGGUUUUACUUAGGCCAGGAUCACAGUGAUUCCAUGGGAGACCCAUUCCCAAGCAUUUUCCAAUUUGAACAGAAAUUGCAAGAAUUCGAAGAAGGGUUACCUUAUUUUUUGAGGCGUGAAAAUCCCGAGCAGGAUCACCCGUUCAGACGCCAGGCGAUCAUUUUGAGGGCACGAUACCUCCAUCUUAAAAUCAUGUUGUACCGCCCCAUACUACUUCCUGAUUCCAGAAUUUACAAUGAUUCUGUAAAACGCAGAGGAUCUGAGCUGUAUAGAGGAGCAAAAGAGAUGACUUCGAAAGCUUGCGUCGAUUCCGCGAUACAGCUGGUGUCCUUGUUACACACCCACAUGAACAGACCUUUCUUACUUCCCGCAUCUUGGUACAAUGUAUUCUAUAUCUACACCUCUGCAAUGGUGUUACUAGCUGCCAAGUUGCAAACAAAUGUUUCAGAUCUUUUUCAGCCUAAAGUUUUGAGGACAACAUGGAAAAAUGCCCUAGGCAUGCUUGGUAAUGUCCAGACAAGAUCAGGCUCUGCCUUAGGAUGUCUGAAGAUCCUGACUGAAAUGCAUAAACGGAUUCCUUUACGACCACCAUCCAACUGCAACGCUCCUUCAGUUGGUAUUGAACCAGAAAGUACGGCCUUCAACUUUGACUUGAACCCUGGAAUUGGGGGCUCCUCCGAUCUCGAAUUUGCCUUCGAUUCAGAUUUGUUUUUUACCACUAUUUGUGAAGGUACGGGCGCGGUUGGCCCAGAUUUUACUAUAAACGGAACUUAG